Oncorhynchus tshawytscha (Chinook salmon) is the source of this 2797-nucleotide messenger RNA. RefSeq names its product PC4 and SFRS1 interacting protein 1a (gene psip1a). The record is from RefSeq and is a predicted model, not a curated record. NCBI's taxonomy places the organism in Eukaryota, Metazoa, Chordata, Actinopteri, Salmoniformes, Salmonidae. Gene Ontology annotation, molecular function: double-stranded DNA binding; transcription coregulator activity. Gene Ontology annotation, cellular component: nucleus. Bases 268 to 1878 code for a protein of 536 amino acids. The transcript has 17 exons. Gene Ontology annotation, biological process: regulation of transcription by RNA polymerase II.
AGCAUGGAAAUGUAUCUACAUGUAAACAUAUGUAAUGCCAUGUUCAUGGGUCGCGGGAGAAUAUCGGUGUUUGGAAUGAAACUGCAUUCGUCCACGUUUCUGUUUGUGUGCACGACCCGAUGGGCUAAUGCAUGGGGGUAAGGGUUAGUGUCCUUUCUACAUACCCACACGAUUCGUGCAUGUCUUCUGAGUCGGACACUUGUAGAAUGGAUCCACAUCUGAAACUCAAUUCAGGUGUGCAAUAGAGUGCCGUACGUCGCAAGAAGAAUGGCUCGGGAUUACAAACCGGGUGACCUGAUUUUUGCGAAGAUGAAGGGCUACCCUCACUGGCCUGCCAGGAUUAAUGACUACUCUGAUGGAGCUGUGAAGCCGGCCAACAUGAAGUUUCCCAUCUUUUUCUUUGGUACCCAUGAAACUGCAUUCCUAGGCCCCAAAGAUAUAUAUCCCUACCUGCCCAAUAAAGAGAAGUAUGCCAAGCCUAACAAGAGAAAGGGCUUCAACGAAGGCCUGUGGGAGGUUGAGAACAACCCAAAGGUGGAGCUGAAUGGAGAGAAGCAAAUGAUGCUGUCGGAUAACGUAACAGAGAAGGACUCUGACAGUAACCCGGAAGGGGACGAGGAGGGAGAUUAUGAGAAGAGGAAGAAACCCAAAGUGUCGGGGGCUGAGAGUGAGGCUGGACAGGAGGAGGAUGAUGAGGAGGAUGGGGGCAUGCAGGUCUCUGAACAGGGACAGCCCCAGGGCCAGGAUGACCCCACACCAAAUGAAUCUACAGACACUCCCAAACCCAAGAGAAGAAGGAAGAAAAAGAGUGAUGUAGAGGCCGACUCUGAGAAAGAGGACACUGCCAACAGUCCCACAUCCAGCCCUCAAGAUGGAGAGGGCCCCACUCCUAAGCGGCGAGGCAGGAAGACCAAAGCUGAGAAGAUGCUCCUACUCCAGCAGCAGGACCCCCAGGGCUCAGGCAGUGACAUGGACACUGCUGAGUUGGAGAGAAAGAGAAAGAGGACGCCGGAAGACAAGUCCAAGAGAGGAGAGGAGGAGAAGAGGCUGGACGGGAGGAGAAAGAAGGAAGAUAACAAAGGGAGAGAGUUGGAGGGGAAGAAGGACCCUGAUGCUAAACGGAGGAGACAGACCAAAGAGGAGAGCUCCUCUGACUCAGAGAACCAGGAGAAGAGCAAGGGGGUUGCGGGAGACCGCAAGCGGCAGCAGCCCACUCUGACCGAGACAGGGGACAAAGACGAUCGUCAACGACGCAAACCAGACGAGCAGAAAGAGCAAAACAAAGAUGAUGGAAACAAAGUGGAUGAAAGGAAAGGAGACAAGAAGAAAGAGAUAUCGAUAGAAUCGAGGCUGCAGAGGUUGCAUGGAGAAAUCAAAAUCUCCCUCAAGAUUGACAACCCAGAUGUGAAGAAGUGUCUGGUGGCGUUGGAUGAGCUGGGCAUGCUGCAGGUCACCACCCAGCACCUGCAGAAACACUCAGAGCUCAUUGCAACACUCAAAAAGAUCCGGAGGUUCAAGGCCAGCCAGGACAUCAUGGACAAGUCCACCAUGCUGUACAACAAGUUUAAGAGCAUGUUCCUGCUGGGGGAGGGGGACCAGCUGCUCAGCCAGGUGCUCAACAAGUCCAUAGCAGAGCAGAAGCAGCAGGAGGAGGCCAGGAAGGGAGCCCAGAAGAAGGCUGAGCGGGCCAGGGAGAACAACACAGAUAACAAUAUGAAUGGCGACUCCAGUCCGGAUGAUAAGAAGCAGGAGUCGGACAAGGAGAAGCCUGCUGAAGAGGCCUCUACAGGUGAUAACAGCAGCGCUGUGCUAGUUGCCGUCCCAUUUUCUAAUCCCUUUGCCGGCAGUGUAGUGAAGGCCCAAGAGGAAACCAACUGAUGAAGAAACAUCUGACUGACUAAACUGAAGGGGAUGUUGGUGCUGCUGACCUUCUCCUGAGUCCUGACUGAUCUGUGCUGAUCACACUAGUCCAAACACCACCAAUAAGAGGUCCUGUUGCUUUGACAUGUUGUACAAAUCCAGGCUCUUCUCUGGUCUGAACACCCACGUCUUAAACCCUACAGAGCAGUGUCUUCCAAAGUCCUAUUUUAGAUUUCAUUUAUGAUGAAUGCAUCCACUGUGGCUGUUUUUUAAACUGAUGGUAGUAAGUGGUUCCACAAGGAAAAUAUGUUUAAUUUAACUAGGCAAGUCAGUUAAGAACAAAUUCUUAUUUUCAAUGACAGCCUAGGAACAGUGAGUUAACUGCCUGUUCAGGGGCAGAACGACAGCUCGGGGGUUUGAACUUGCAACGUUCCGGUUACUAGUCCAACGCUCUAACCACUAGGCUACCCCAAUAAUACUUGCAUAUCUAACCCAUCCCUGACCUUACUUUGUUUGAACUAUUCUGCUAUGUGGUGAAAAUUUGACAGUAUCAUGUUUGAGAAUGUCAUGGCAAAAAUGGAGUGGGACAAGGAAGCUUUAUAGUCUGUUUUAAAAAUCACUUAAAGUUUGACAUCGCAAGAUCUUGCAGUUCAACUCUGAAUUAUACAAGAUAGAUAAAAUAUACAGUAGUUACUGGUAGAGGAGUCUUUGUAUUACUAGUUAGUUUAGUAAAAUGUACUUAAUACUGACCAAUAUUACUCCGGGUAGGUGCACAUUUUGUUCUUGCACAGAAAGGAAAUACUACUUGUGUGCCAAAGUGUUUUUUCUUCCACUCGCACACCCAAGUUUAAAUGUCUGUCUGUUGUAAAUAAGAGUAUUUUUGUGCCUGUCUGAAAGCCUGUUUAGCCUCCUUUGUAAUAAAGCAUUGGUUCAAUAA